Molecule: messenger RNA, 3187 nt
Organism: Anastrepha obliqua
Lineage: Eukaryota; Metazoa; Arthropoda; Insecta; Diptera; Tephritidae
Gene: noc
Product: zinc finger protein Noc
Exons: 2
Coding region: 613-2202 (529 amino acids)
Biological process (GO): negative regulation of DNA-templated transcription
Cellular component (GO): nucleus
Source: RefSeq, a predicted model, not a curated record
CUUUGCGUUUGGACGUAUCUGAAAAGAAACUCGGAACGUGGCAAUCUAAAUACUUUGGCUAUACAUACAUCUAUGUGUAUAUGUGCACUACAGUUAACUUGACAAUUUGACAAAACGUUUGUGCUCAACAACGGAAGAGUUCUUCUAAUAAAGCAGAAAAAAUAGAUAUAUUUUGAAAUUAUCGUAAGAAAUACCUAACAAGUGCGACGUAGGCUGCUGAAAAGCGGCAAGUGUGCUCAAGCGAAAUUUCAAAUACUGCCAAAAUUUAAGUGAAAACAAAUUGCGAAGUGCAAAACAUUGCUAAAAAAACACAAAAGCCCUUAAGCAAUAAUUGAAAGAAAUAUCAACACUCUCAAAAAAUAAUAUUUAUAAAUACUGUGCCAGCUAUAAAGACUAAAUUGUGCUAACACUGCUAAGGUUUUGAAUUACUUCGAAACUAAAGGCUUCGCAAAUUAAAAUUAAAAAUAAUUGGAUUACCCGCCGCGUCAACAGAUCUGCCAGCUACGCGCGCAGCAACUCCAUUUUCCCACUGGAUUUACCAUUUUUGUGGAUUAGCUGUAUCAUUUAACUGCGUUACCCACGCUUUCUACACAACCUUUGGAUUUACGUAAAAUGGUUGUUUUAGAAGGUGGCGGCGGUGUUGUUACUAUUGGAAAUAACCAAUACUUGCAACCGGAUUAUUUGUCACCAAUACCCACAACGAUGGAUGCCAAAAAGAGUCCACUCGCCCUAUUGGCACAGACUUGCUCACAAAUUGGCGCCGAUUCCUCGGCCGUCAAACCGCUACUCGCUAUGGAUAAAUCAAAGAAAUCCACAUCUUCGUCUUCAUCAUCCACCUCAUCGAAUGCCAGCUCGGAUUUGAGCGCUUCCAAAUCGCCGACUCAGGCCAAAUCACCCAAAUCCACAACGCCCACCACCACCGAGGUGAAAUUGGCUUUCAAACCGUACGAAACCAAUGUUCUCAGCGCUCAAAACCACAACACAUUCAAGUCAUCGUCAUCGAUUGCGGACGAGCAACGACCCAGCUCAAAAUGCUCGUCGAGCGGGGCCGAUAAUAUGACACGCGCACCGUCACGCAGCAAGUCCAAUUGCACACCGGAAUCGCACACAAUCAAAACGGAAAAUGGUCAUGGUGCCACACCAACACCCAGCGACAACAAUCGCAAAACCGUAUCACCCGCCGGCUCGUCACAGCGCGGUGCCAGCCCCAUUGUGCGCUCCGGCAUGGAAGUACUCAAUAAUGCCAACGGCUCGGCCACACACCCAAAGGAGAUGAGCAGCAUGGCUGCCGCAGCCGCCGCUGCUGCUGCCGCUUACAAGGCAGCCAGUCCAUAUGGCAUUAAUCCACUUUCCGCACUAUGUUGCCCACCCGGCAUGGAACAACACGCCAAUCCUGCUUUCCGUCCACCAUUCGCCGGCGGCUUUUCGCAUCACCAUGCAGCCAUGAUAGCCGCUGCUGCAGCAAGUGGUGGCUAUCCAGGCGGUCCCAAUGGUCCUGGCUCGCAACCAAAUCCCUACAUCAGCUACCAACGCAUCAAGACACCAUCAGGCGGUGAAGCCAUAGUGCCUGUUUGCAAGGACCCAUACUGUCCCGGCUGUCCUUACUCGGCACACACGCAACAAAUGCUCAUGGGUGCCCCCUGUCCGGCUGGUUGCACGCAAUGUGAACACCAAAAAUACGGCAUGGCAAUGAUGGGUGGCGCCGCUGGUCUCCCACCGAGUCAUCCUUACUCACAAGCCGCCGCCGCUGCUGCCGCCAGUGCUGCUGCUGCACGCUCUGCGCCUUAUGUAUGCAGCUGGGUAGUAGGUGACGCAUACUGCGGCAAACGUUUCCAAACCUCCGACGAACUCUUCUCCCAUCUGCGCACACACACUGGCAAUCUCUCCGAUCCAGCUGCAGCCGCCGCCGCUUUGGCACAGUCACAGGCACAAUCAUUGCUGGGAACACUCUUUCCGCCGUCGGCUUUGCGUGCUGGCUACCCAACGCCACCAUUGAGCCCAAUGAGUGCUGCUGCUGCGGCGCGUUAUCAUCCUUACGCAAAGCCUGGUGGCAUACCAACAAGUGCGCUAACAGCGCCAUCCGCUUUUGGCAUGACUGGCUUCAAUCCAGCAGCAGCAGCUGCUGCUGCGGCACUCGGGCCCUAUUAUUCACCUUACGCCAUGUAUGGCCAGCGUAUUGGCUCAGCAGCAGUACACCAGUAAGCGAGCGCUGCAGUGGAGCGAUAAAAUGCUCAAGAGACGAGCAAUCAGACGACAGCAAGGCUAGUCAAGGAGAACGAAAGGCUAACCGAGUGAUCUUUUGGGAGUGCGCGUGCGCGUCUAUGGCGACUGCAAGGCCAACAAAAAGGAGGCGGCAGCACACAGGAGGCCGCGCGCUCAGUUACAAUUUGCAUACCAAAAAUGAGGACAGGAAGGGAGAGUAAAGAUCAGAAAAUGGAGGUUGAAAUUGAGGAAAAAAACGUUAAAAAUGAUUAAAACAAAAUUGCGUUUCAUAAAAGUAUAAAGAGUAUAAGGCAAAAAAUUAAAAUUUGAGAAUGCGCUAUUGUUGCGAUCUUUUUACACUGUGAUACUAAAAUGUAGUUGGAUGCUAGGCUUAUUAGGUUUUAACUGAUACAAAUACCAUAUGACUUACAAGCGUCUAGAAAAUGUGAACAAAAGCGAAAAAGUAAUUGAACUUUUUAGUUGUACGUAAAAUGCAGCCAAAGCAUUUUUUCAAUAACCAUUAAACCUUAAUCAAAUAAAAACAACAACAAUAAUUAGGUUUUUGUUACUAUUAAUUUAAUAUAAUAUAUUGUAUUUGUAUGUACGUACGUUCUUUUGCCUUCAAUUAUAUAAUUUUAAGCGUGAAAAUGGUGAAGUUUGUUUUUGUUUCGCGCAGAAAAGCCGUCUAAAGGCCUUUCAUUUCUAAUUGUAAUUUUUAUGUUAUAAUGGCUUUUUAAAAAUUUGAUUUAGCUAAGUAAUGAAUGUUUAACCAUACAUGAGGAGGAUAAGGAAAACGAAAUAUUUGCAGACAAAGCAUGUUUAACUACAUAUUAAGCGCUUGUAUGUGUUUAUAUACUUGAACAAAAUUUCUGUAAAAAAUCAUACAAUACAAAAGUCAAAAACUUCAACUACAAACUUGAUGGAAUAAUUAGUUUUCAUUUUAAAAUUAAAUGAAAAUAAAUAAAAAUACAUAAUAAAAAAUAAA